AUGACAUUUCAGCAAGAAUUACCUAUUCAAUUGAGUUACACAAUUGCAACGCCAGGUUCUAUCAAUUUACCAUCAAAUGUAACGUCAUCUGUUAUAAGUAAUGAAAGUUAUCCACAAAUAGUGGAAAUGAUAACCAACAGCUUAUCCAAUGUAUCUGAUCAGAUUAAUGUAAUAAUAUAUGAAGCUAAAAUUGUUCAAAGUAUUGAACAAGUCAAAUGGAAAAAACCCAUUGCACGAUCAUCAUCAAGUUAUUAUCUUUAUGUUGAUGCAACUUUGCAACUUCCAUUUGUAUGCGUUAGUGGAUCUCCAUGUAUAGAUGAAAUACAAACAGCUUUAGAAGAGACACCAUUAACUGACCUUGAAUUAAUUACUGCGGACGGCGUUAUUUACACAAAAGUUGAAAAACCAACUGUACAAGGCUUAAAACCAAUAAAUCCACAAGCAAAUUAUAUCGGUUUAAUUGUUGGUAUUGUUCUGGCAGUACUGAGUAUAUUAGUACUUGCAGUUGUAGCCAGUUACGUUAUCGUACAAAAGCGUAAAAUACUACAAAUAAACAAACAAUUUCAGGGUGAUUUCAAUUUACCAAUUAAACAAAAAUAUUUGAAAAAAAAACACAACUAUGGUGAUAAAGUUUCUUCGUAUGAGCUCGAUGAAACCAAUCCAUUUCAUUGGCCAUUUGCUCGGCUCGUAAAAAACUGGAUGGGACCUCUCGAAAGUGAUUUUGAAUUAGAAACGAUUGAGAUCGUAGAAAAUCGUGACAAACUCAAUAUUUUCCGUCAACAAAUUGAAAUUGUUGAAAGUCGUCAAACUCAAUCGGUGUUUCAACCAGUGUUCGAUAAAGAAUCAAAUCCUGGAGAACGACAAAAAGUAUUGGAACGAUUAAAUGGUUUAUGUAAACAAGUGACACAUAAUAGAAAAGUAAAUAUUGUUCGAGUAUGGCAUGGUUGUAAUAAAAAACUAUUACCACAGCUGCUGGGUGAAGGCUUUGCUUCAUUAGGACAACUUGAUGACGGUUGGUUUGGUAAGGGCAUGUACUUUUCGUCAAGUGCAGAGUAUGCAUCACGUUAUUGUCCACAAGAUAAAAAUGCAUGCCUAUUAAUGUGUUACGUAUUAGUUUUAAAUCCAUUUCCUGUCAUUUAUGAUGAUGCACCAGAAGAUGUUCAACCAGAUAAAUUUCGAUUUUAUGGACGUGGUAAUCAUCGUACUUUCCAAUGUCAUUAUAUACCAGUUUCUGGUAAAAAAUCUACAAUAGAUUUUCGUCCACCACUCGAGGGUACAGAUCAUGCAAUCUAUGAUGAACUAGUUGUUUUUGAAAGUGCCAAUAUAUUGCCUCAACUAGUUGUUCAUCUGAAAACACCGGGAGUUCUGUCACCGGAAAGACAACCCAUACCGGCUUUUAUAGAUGCAUCUAUACCGAGUAAACGCAAGGAUUGUAGUCAAAAUCAUCGUUCAUUCGAUCAACAUCGAUUUAUCGCAUCUCCUGCUGAAGAUCAAUUUGAAAUGAAUAUAAUUAACGUAUCAGUAGGUAAUCGUGGUGAUAACGAUGGUUUUGAUCGUCGGCGGCAAGUUGAUCGUUAUCGGCAAUAUGAUCGUGAUGAUGAUAAUGAUUUCUGA
Adineta steineri is the source of this 1614-nucleotide messenger RNA. The record is from the annotation of a GenBank genome assembly. Lineage: Eukaryota; Metazoa; Rotifera; Eurotatoria; Adinetida; Adinetidae.